Protopolystoma xenopodis is the source of this 1173-nucleotide messenger RNA. The record is from the annotation of a GenBank genome assembly. NCBI's taxonomy places the organism in Eukaryota, Metazoa, Platyhelminthes, Monogenea, Polystomatidea, Polystomatidae.
AUGCAGCUAAACAAGCUGCUAUCUGACGACCGGGCUCGCAAUCUCGGCGCUUCUGUCCAUCGGCGCCGUCGGCCGCCGUCUCAGCUGGGCAGCCUUGCCUGUAUCGUCGCAGAGUCUGGCGAACCCGGCAAAGGCGUUUCGGCCUAUUCGCGAGGGGAUACCACAGACGCAGUCUGUGAGCAUGACGUAACCAUGUGCAUUUGUCCCGUCUGCGGUUUCUCGGCCACGAGUCCACGCGCCCAGGACGAGCACAUGGAGCUGGUGCAUGGAGAGACGAGCAAUCUGGCGCUGGCACUCAACGCCAACACUACCACCACCACCACCAGUACCGGCUUCACCACCACCACCGCCGCCGCCAGCACCUCCUGCUCGGCCGGACUCGGAGUCGGGGUUGGGGUUCCAGCCGUCUCCGGACUCGAUGUAACGGUCACGCAUCUCGCCGGUCUCGCGUCGAGGCAAUGUCCGGGCCACGGGUACUCCCCGGGCCAGUUCAUCUCCUCGGAGAAGAGCGAGGCCGCCCCACCCUGCCCGCCCCGAGGCGAGCUCAACAGCACCAGCAGCAGCAGCAGCAGCAGAAGCAGCAGCAGCAGCAGCGGCAACAGCAUCGGGCCGGGCAAGGCUGGUGGGGCUCAGGGAUUUGAGGGUUGUCUGAUGGACGAACCGGUCGGCGGGGCUCCUGGCCUCUUGCCGCCAUCGACGUCGACGCCGAGGCGUCGAACGGCGACAGUCAAUCUCAGCCCUGGCGACGGCCAGGCGCCGCUUUCACGACUGCCCUUCGAGACGGGCGCCAGUCGAUCGGCCACUGCCUCGAGAUCGUGUCUUGGCGCCGCUCCCCACAGGACGGACGCAAGAUCGAGUCCCUACGAGACGACUGGCCCGGCUGCUGAGGCCGGCGGGGCUCGGCAACUCGCUUCUCCUCGACAUCGUGUCUUUGUCUUCGACACGGCUUCGCCUCUUUCACUGCAGCCCUUGAUGCUGGGCAACACGAGCAAUGGCAACGGCGCCAAUCACCCCGCCAGACCCGACGGUGCCUCGCCGCGGCGAUUGCUGACGCAUGUUGGUCGCGCAUCGCUGCCGUGCGCCCGAAGCCUGGACGUUUGCCAGGCCGGAUCCCGUUCGGCCACGGCCUGGACGAGCAGCGAGAAUGUCUAUGGCGAGUUUGAGCAGAACUCC